UUCCUCGGACGGGGGCGGGACUUCCGCCGGGAGCCGGAAGAGAGGCUCGUGGGUCUCCCUGGCGUUCUCUUCUCCCUUCUCUCUCUCACUCUCUCUCUCUCUUCCCUCAUCCUCAUAUGUGAGCGAAUUGUCCCCGCUGCUUCUUGGCGUCGAAACGUUCCGGGGCUCGGACCCGCCGCCGCCGCCCCUGCCUUCUCCUCCUGCCACCGCUGCUCCGCGCUCUUCCCCUCCCGCUUGCCGCUUCUCCCUCCUCCUCUUCCUCCCUGCUGCCGCCGCCGCCGCUUCUCCUCCGCCUGGGCGCCGCCGCCUCUGCCCCUCUCCCCGCUCUCUCUCUCUCUCUCUCUCUUUCUCUCUCUCUCACCCCUUUCCUGGGACUUGGCGGAGGAGAAGGAGGCGGCGGCGGCGGCGGCGGCGGCGGUGGGGAGCAGUAGGAGCAGCAGCAGCGGCGGCGGCAGCAGCAGAAUUCCCAACCCGACUUCCGAGCGAGAUUCCUCCGGCCCUCCGGGGCCUUUCUUAGUUUUGGGGUGUGACAGACUCUGACAGCUUCCCAGACUGAAGGAUUCUCCAGAACACCAUAGAUGCAGCACUGUGUUACUGCUACAGAAAAGGGGAACUGACAGGUAUCAGAGAAGGAGCCUGCAAUUUGAACCUUGGAUGAUCCAUAUAGUUCUCUUUGAGGAGUCAAAAAGCAGACAGCUCAUGACUUCUGAUCAGGACACUAAAGUUGUGGCUGAACCGCAGGUACAGCAGGUGCAAGAAGUUAAGGAUAGCUCUCAUCUGGAGCCAGCCAAGGUUUCAGAAUUAAAUCCUAAUGCAAAAGUGUGGGGGAAUCACAUGGUACACGUGGAAGCAAGUGGUACUGAAGGGGGUGUGAGCAAACCCUGGGAAGAAGUAACAGAUCACCCACCCGAUUCCUGUAAAGAAGCAUUAGAGGCCAAUGGUGAUGGUGACAAAAAACACCAGAACGAAUCGUUAAAAGAACAUCAAGAACCAUCACUAUCUGUUCCAUUAUCAAAUCUAACAGAUAUGAACUCUUUGGCUCUAGAUCAUGCAGAGUACAAAACUGUACAUGAAAACACUGAGUCAGAAAGUAAAGAAGAUCUUCGGCCAGAAGAUCGAGAAGAGAUACGAGAAGCUCUUAAAAAAACACUGGAGUUCUGCUUAUCAAGGGAGAAUCUCGCUAGUGAUAUGUACCUUAUAUCUCAGAUGGACAGUGAUCAGUAUGUGCCAAUAAUGACAGUAGCUAAUCUUGAUCACGUCAAAAAGUUAACCACAGAUACGGAUUUGAUUGUUGAAGUGCUACGAUCAUUGCCUUUAGUCCAAGUAGAUGAAAAAGGUGAAAAAGUCAGGCCAAACCAAAAUCGCUGCAUUGUAAUUUUGCGUGAAGUACCUGAAUCCACUCCAAUUGAAGAGGUCCAAGCACUCUUCAAAGGCGAGAACCUGCCUAAGUUCAUCAACUGUGAGUUUGCCUAUAAUGACAACUGGUUUAUUACAUUUGAGUCUGAAGCAGAUGCACAACAGGCUUACAAAUACCUUAGAGAAGAUGUGAAAACUUUCCAAGGAAAACCAAUUAAGGCAAGAAUAAAAGCAAAAGCAAUAGCUAUAAAUUCAUUUUUGCCAAAGAAUGGAUACAGACCUGUGGACAUGAAUAUCUACACACAACAGCGUUAUACAACAUCAUUUGCCUACAUACCUCCAGUAUAUGGGCCCCAACAGCAAUUUCCACUAUAUAGUUUAAUUACACCACAAGCCUGGUCUACAACACAUAGUUAUAUUGAUCCGUCAUUGGUCGCCCCAUUUCCAAAUACUGGAUUUAUCAAUGGAUUUACAGCUCCUACUUUCAAGCCAACUGUUGCUCCACUUGCUACUCUUAGGCAGUAUACACCAAGGACCAGAAAUCCCAGCAAAUCAUAUCUACGGCAUACAAUUCCUACUGUAGACAGAGGGACUGGAUUACUAGAGAGCCCUACAAUAUUCAAUCUUUCUGCUGACCGAUUAAUCAACGGUGUCAGGAGCCCACAAGCCAGGCAGCCAGGACAAAACAGAACACGGAUGCAAAGUACUACAAGCUACAUAAAGCGAGAUGUAGGGAGCGGGCGAGUAGAAUCCACGGCUUCAGAUUCAUCCCCCAGCUUAGGCAGAGGAAGAAAAAACUUUUAUGGCUAUCGAAAAAAAAGAGAUGACAAGUUCGUGAGAGGACAAACGCAGUCUCCACCCCCUACAAAACCACCAUCUCCAAGUUUUGAGCUGGGGUUGUCCAGUUUCCCUCCCUUGCCUGGAGCUGCUGGCAAUCUGAAGACUGAAGACUUGUUUGAAAACUGGUUGUCAAAUGUGAAUGUGUCAUCAAAAGAAAAAGACAUCAGUGUAGGUACAAACACAGUACCAGCUGGAAUUCCUCGUGAGCUUUCUUUGCCAGUUUCUUCUGCUCUGCCAGGGACAUCCGAAACAUCUCCUUCCCCAUCCAAAGCUACUGAUGAUCCCAAAGCUAUGGAGAAGCAGAAAGAAACCCCAAGUACUCAAAGACUUUGUUGCAUUGUUACUACUGCUUCCAAAUCAGUACAAGUCAAUGGGGAUCUUCUAGCAGAACGGCGGAAACCUAGUUAUGCAGAAAUAUGCCAGAGGAUUAGUAGGGAUGCAGCUCCGUUGCAGUCCCCAAAAGAACAGAAGCCAAACAAUGUUGGUUGUGGGAAAGAGGAAAGGAAACCCACAGAAACACUAGAAAGAAGCAGAGAGUUGAAGUCUAAAGACCAGCGGAGACCAUCAGGACGCAGGUCUCCUCCAGCCAUUGGGAAACGUCCGACUAAAGAACAGAGCACUCCUCCCAAAUCUCCUCAGUGAAAGUAGCACUUAGGAUGAAUUUCAAGAAGUUUUCAGUAUGAAGUUACCCUAUGUUGACAUUCAGAGUACCAAGAAGGAGUUGCUGGUUAAAAGCUUGCAGGGGUUAUGAAGUAUAUGAAAUGAUUGCUAGGGUUUUUUUUUUUGUUGUUGUUGUUUGUUGUUAUUGUUUAUUUCUUAUUUUUUUGUAAAAUAGAUUUUUUUUCCUUCUCUUUUCUUACAUCCUUAUCAUCAAAUUUCCCUUGAGCAAACAGUCAAUUCCUUCAGGGUUUAAUUAAACUUUAUGUUAGGUUGGUGCUGAACUUAAGACGAUGCUGAAGAAAUACUGAAGACUAAUAAUAGCAGCUAAUACAUAAGGUAUAAAGCAGAACAGAUGCUUUAUAAAUUAGUAAGACAAGUUUAACUCUUUUUUUUUUUUUUUAAAUCCCAGUUGCUUUAGCAAAUCGGCAAACAGGCUAUACUUUUUUUUUAAGUUUAAAAAAAUAAAACUGGUUCUAAUAUUUUUGUUCUUGGCCAAAGGAGAACUUCAUAAAGAUUAACUGAGAGUUCUCUAAAUUAUUUGUAUUGAUGGACUGCAAGCAAGUAACCAGUUUCUCAGUCCAAGCUAAAAUGAUCUCAUCAAUUUCAGGAAAAGAAAAGAAAAAAAAGCACAUUAGGAAUUAAAUAAAUGUGCCCUUGGGUAUGGCAGAUGCAAGCUAAUGGCAGUUUUUUCACAAGAGAGCACAAUAGCUCUCUUGUGAUGAAGAUUUCAAUUUUUUCCCCUUCUCUCAACUGAGGAAGCUAAUUUUGAACCCUUUUCUGGUUGGACCCCGUGCUCUGUAUAAGUUUUCAAAACUGUGUUCCAAAUGCUCUUUGAAAGAGUUCAUAUCUUAAUCAGCCUGAGUGCUGACAUCUUCUAUAACUAUCAACAUUGGCAUAUGGAUUUAAUUUCUUUUUUUUUUUUUUUAGUCCAUGAAUUGAUGGUGUUUUAGUAUGUAUGUGCAUGUAUGCGGAAGAAAGAAAUUGCCCUGUAUCCUGCCUGGGGUGAGAUUUAUCACACUUACUUUAGAAGCAACAUGCUUCCUGAAGGACAAGGCUGCACUUAAAUUAAUAAAUUUCUAAUAACGUUGGUGAUAAAUUAUUUUUUGUUUAAAUAGCUAAAGAUUUUUCCUUUGAGUGUUUAAGCGGCAGAUGGUUCAGAUCAAAAGGUGUUCCUGUUAAGUAGUUUAUCCCACCUACACACACACAAACACACAUGCACGCAUGCACGCAUACACACCAAAAGAUUUAUUUAAACAGCUGAUUUUUUUUUAAAAAAAGAAUUAUUUCCAUCCAAUCUUUAAAGACUUGAAUUUUAUUUAAACUUGAAAAUGACUUUGCCUUAACUUUUGUAUAAGACAGCUUAGAAUUAUUGAAGUCUGACCCCAUUAAGGGUUAGCACGGGGUGGCAUAUACAGAAUUACUCAGUUACAGUAUCUAUGUAUUGUCACUGGUCUGACUGGGUAAACAUACUCUAGUACAGGUCGUAGUGGCAGUUUUUGUAAUAUACCUUAAAAGAUCUUAAGCAGUUGAUCUUUUUCAAAAUGUCGAAAAAAAAUCUGUAAAUGGAAAUAGUCAAUACUGUAUUAAAAUGUGCACUUGGAAGUGUGUGCUUUUGCUUGUACAGGUGUAAAUAAUCAGAACAUAUAAAAAGGUACCAUUAAAAAACUGAUAAAAAUUAUUGAUAUAUUAUAAAUGUUGCUGUUGAACUGGAUGUAGAUAACUAAGUGUUGUGGUUUGAAUAUUACUUUAAUUUGUUUUUCCCUUGUUUCUUUUUCUUUAUUCUGAUAUGUUGAGCUAAGUCUGCCUCUUCACUGCUAAGGGGAAUGGAAGGAAGUCUGUCUUUAAAAGUCCUGACAUUGUAAAUACUUUCUGAAAGUUUUGCAUUUCAUUCAUACGGAACAUAGAUGUCCAGUAUAAAUUUCUAAUUCCUAGGAGCUGAAAUUAGUAUUUUGAUGAAUUAGAAAGGAACAGCAUUGCCGCCAGAAGCUCCCAUCCCAAGUACACUCAACUAUUCGUAGGCCAACACAUUAGUAAAACUGGAUUUAAAUUUUCACGUAGCUAUUUAAAAAGCAAACAAAUAAAAAUCCUAGGGCAGUUGAUCUCCUAACAUAAGUUGCUGCUAUUUAUAAUUAUCCUAAUCAAAAGAAAAAACAAGCAAACCAUCUUGCUCCUUGCACUGCAGACUUUAAAAUGGCAAGUUGAGUCUUGUUUGUUAUUUCCUGAGAAGACACACAAGGAAGGAGUCAAAAAUCACCUUACUUAACAUUGGUUUAACUUGGAUCCUCCCACCCCCCCACCCCCACCCCCAUGAGCAGUGAAAGGGGCAGUGAGACUGGAGGUAUAAUUUCGGCCAGCUAUGAGUUGUCUUUGUUUGCCUGCUGCGAGCAUGAGUAAAACAGCUGCAAACAAAGAGAGAAGUGGCCACAAGUAAUAGAGCUAAUCAUCGGAGCUAGCUGAUACAAUAACUUUUGCAGGUCAGUAGAUAGGCUGCAUUGUUUUUAAUGCAUUUGCUGCUGCUCUUUAUACUAGGCUAAUACACUGUAAUUCUCACUCAAAUAACAGUCUGUGACAAAAGUUUGAAACUGUUACUGUGAUGGCUUUUUCUUUAAAAGAAAGUGUCAUGCCAAAUAACUUCUCCAGUAAUUUUUAACAUUUUCAUUUUCAAACAGUUCAGGACUAUUUAACAACACAGGCUAUUUAUGUUUAGCUAUUCAGAUCUGCCUUUUUUUUUUUUUUUAAGUCGUCUUAAAUUAUUGAGUUGCAGGUUAAAACGGGGUGAACCCAUUGGAAAGAGUGGACAGGAAGGGGUAAGACUACUUUGGUGCUCCUUGUAAUAGAAUUAUAUAGGUUCUUCCGAGUCUGUUUAUUCAAAGGAUGCAUUCAAAUAUGAAUUUUUGUUUCUGCAUAUUUAACAUGUACAGUAUUUUUGCCUUAGGAUGUCUUAUCUACCAUUACUACCCUUGCUCCAAUUUUGCAUCUAGUCAGAAAAAAACCCCCCAAUAAAUUGUCAAGCUCUUAAUUUUGGUUCCUAUUUUUUUUUCUGCCUCUCUUCUGGUAUUAGAACUUGUUUUCAGAGAGGUGUCAUUCCUUGGAUGCCAGUGGCAUUGUCACAGCCACUGAUUGACCAAGGUUCUACUUGUUUCUAUAUCCCUUUCAACAUGCUGUAGUUUUUAGGGGUUACGGGCCCAAAUCAGACUGCUAGCAGCGGACAAUCAAAGGUUACUGCAAAGUGAUAGCUGCCAAGUCAUUAAAGCAAAGAUGUCAUAGGGAGGCCAUAUUUUUCCUGAAGGUGGGUUUUUAGUUCUUCUGUUUAAGACUGGAAUCAAGCUUACAUGUAAACUAUUUGAUAAUUUAAGUUUCCUUUUAUGUCAUAAAAUGUACAACUGUCUAAAAAUGUAGGUUAUGAAAAAUAAAAAGAUUUAGCACUGUU
Pantherophis guttatus is the source of this 6286-nucleotide messenger RNA. The record is from RefSeq and is a predicted model, not a curated record. Lineage: Eukaryota; Metazoa; Chordata; Lepidosauria; Squamata; Colubridae.